Nilaparvata lugens (brown planthopper) is the source of this 9389-nucleotide messenger RNA. It is a transcript of the gene VGAT, whose product is annotated as vesicular inhibitory amino acid transporter. NCBI's taxonomy places the organism in Eukaryota, Metazoa, Arthropoda, Insecta, Hemiptera, Delphacidae. Gene Ontology annotation, molecular function: amino acid transmembrane transporter activity. The transcript is spliced from 6 exons. Gene Ontology annotation, biological process: amino acid transmembrane transport. The coding region runs from base 1598 to 3193 and encodes 531 amino acids. The record is from RefSeq and is a predicted model, not a curated record. Gene Ontology annotation, cellular component: vacuolar membrane.
UGAAAAGUAGGGUGGAAUGGGGCUCGGCAUCAGAAAAGUCCCGAAAAUAUCUUAUUUCCAGUCGCAAAAUAAGUCAGGACCGCGAUUUUAAUAGUGAGCAGUUAGUAGUCUACCGCCGUUCGAUUAUUUUCGCACCAGAUCGUUGCUACACGUGAUUAUUUCAGCUGGAACGGUUCACGCGUUUAUCGUGUGUCCAAUCUACAUCUCACAUAAUUCCCAGUUGUGGUAAUCUUGUCCGUUCCGGUUGGUUUCAUCGUUCAUUGUAUCUCUCGGGCUAUCUCGCUUCUUCCGAACAUUUACGAAUUAUCAGUGCACAUUUAGUUUGAUAUAUUUGUGAAAGUGGAUAUUGAUUUUGAAUAACUACAUUUAAAUAACAAUAGUUACACACUUUAAAAAUAUCAAGUGCAAAGAUACCCACUCUUUUUAAUUCGCAUCGAUUAAAAAAUAUGGCCAAACCCUGACUUCGAAAGUUUCAUUUUUUCAAAAAAGGGUGGCGUAUAAUCAAUAAGUCAAUGAAAGUUGACGUCCCUUCCAAACAGUAUUAGCAGUCUAUAAAAGCGCCUUCUAAGAUUACUUCUAGAAAUCAAUACACUUGAGGAUAUUUUUCUGUAUAGCAAUUUAAUAUCAAGCUGGGUAGUUUGAGAUUGUGUGCUCCAUUCAAAUGAUGAUGAGUAUUAGUUGUUAUAAGAUAUAUAAAAAAUCUGAUAAUAAUUGCAUUGUGAAUAAUAUUGUGAAUUGAUCAACGCCUAGUGUAGAAUCUUACGUAGUUUUCAAUAGAAAAAUUGUUGGAUGAUGAUGAAUUUGUACUGUUUUAUACUGCGUUAAAGAAGUUUGUGAAUGAGAUAUUUAUAGAUAAGUGUUCAUUGUUAACAAAGUCUUCCAUGAAUAUAUGUGUCUUCAGAGUGUGAUUCAAGAAAUCAUUUUAUUAAACCGCAUUUAGAAAAUAGUUUAUUUUUGAAAGACUCAAAUCUCGAUAAGCUUUGGCGUAAGAGACUAUUUAUUAACCGAGUGUAAUGUGAUAUGAUAGACCUCAAAAUCAGCAAAGUCUUCCAGUAAUAAUAUUUAGAAUUAUAUAAGUAGAGUGAAUUUUUACUAUAUACUUUUAUUGAUAGAUAAGUUUGCGUGAGUGUUCCAACAGUGGAAAGAUCAUAGAAAGUAUAUUGUAGACUGAAUGAGAUUAGUCAUUUUUUGAAUACGCCUACAAGUAAAAUCACACCUGUCUUCCGAUUUUGGGUGAUAUUUCUGAUAAGGUUUAUUUAUAUUAUAGAGGUACUGUACUAGAAGUGUUGUACAUCUAUCGAUCGAUUUGAGCAGAUUGAUUGGUAAUCAUAAAAACAAAGUCUUCCACAAGUUUAUUGAAUUUGAAACCAUUCAAUUACAGUUGAUAGCGGUAGAAACGAUAAGAAUAUUUAAGAAAUUUAUAGAUAGUGGAUCAAUAAAUCUCUGGUUGAGUCUUAGAUUGGAGUAGAAGUUUUGAAAAUUGAAUUUGGAGAAUGAUGAUGUUACACGAAGAUAGUAAUUGAAAUUGUAGGAGAUUUUAGUUCGAAGAGAUAGUUGAAGGAUUUUGUAGACCAGAUUUGUACGAGAGUUAGAAGCAAUGGCUCAAUUUGGAAGAUUCUACAUUCCACCGUGGCAAGCAGCCCUGAAUGUGGCCUGGGAAACCAUCAAGUCAGCCGUGCCGGAAAACUCUCCCUGCGUCGAGAUGAUCCGCAAAAUGGCUUCAAGGAAUAGAGGGGAAGGAGAGGUGGGUGCCGGGGGAGGGGAAGGCGCUCCUCCGGAUGAGAACUCGCGCUUCGCGCAAUGGAACAACCAUCAGGGUCAGAAGAGUCGGUCAGGGGAAGGCGAAGGUGAAGGCCAGGAUACCGGUAGCUAUCAGAUGUCACGUGGAGGAACAUUUAGCAUGGGAGAAAGCACCGAUGACUUUGGAGGAGAGUUUGGCGGGGAGGGCAAGUCACGCCAUAAGAUCAAUGAAUGGCAAGCUGCUUGGAAUGUUACUAAUGCUAUUCAGGGAAUGUUCAUAGUAUCGCUACCGUUCGCGGUGCUACGCGGAGGCUACUGGGCGAUUUUUGCAAUGAUCGGCAUCGCCUACAUCUGCUGCUACACUGGAAAGAUCUUGGUCGAAUGUCUUUACGAGUUGGACACUAGUACAGGGCAGAGGAUCCGCGUGAGAGACUCCUACGUCGGCAUAGCGAGGGAAUGCUUCGGUCCCGUGUGGGGCGCGCGAGCGGUCAACUGCGCCCAGAUGAUUGAGCUGCUGAUGACUUGCAUCCUGUACGUGGUGGUGUGUGGUGACCUCAUGGGAGGCACCUUUCCUGACGGCUCCAUCGAUACUAGAAGCUGGAUGAUGCUCACUGGUAUACUGCUCAUACCACUUGGCUUCCUCAAAUCGCUCCACCAUGUCUCUUUGCUCAGCUUCUGGUGUACUAUGGCUCAUCUCGUCAUCAAUGCUGUCAUCCUUGGUUACUGCCUACUAGAAAUUGGAGAUUGGGGAUGGUCAAAAGUGAAGUGGACCUUGGAUCUUGAGAACUUCCCCAUAUCACUUGGAGUCAUUGUGUUUUCUUACACCUCCCAGAUUUUCCUGCCUUCACUGGAAGGAAAUCUGAUUGACAGGUCAAAGUUCAGUUGGAUGCUGGAUUGGAGUCAUAUAGCGGCUGCAAUUUUCAAAUCUCUGUUUGGCUAUGUGUGCUUUCUCACCUUCCAAAAUGACACCCAACAAGUUAUUACUAACAAUCUGCCAUCAGCUGGUCUUCGUGGUCUAGUCAACUUCUUCCUUGUGAUCAAAGCCAUUUUGUCCUAUCCACUGCCCUACUAUGCCGCAUGUGAACUGCUCGAGAAAUCCUUCUUCAGGGGCAAACCAGAGACUCCCUUCCCAUCGAUAUGGCAUCUGGAUGGAGAACUCAAGGUUUGGGGUCUCGCCUUCAGAAUUGGCAUAGUAUUUUUCACAAUCAUGAUGGCCAUAUUCAUCCCGCACUUCGCAAUCCUGAUGGGAUUUAUCGGCAGUUUCACCGGCACCAUGCUCUCUUUCAUUUGGCCCUGCUAUUUCCAUCUGAAACUGAAGGGCGAUUCUCUGGACUUCGGCACAGUUGCCUACGACUGCUUCGUCAUCUUCCUCGGAGUUGUUUUUGGAGUGAUCGGCGUCUAUGAUUCGGGAAGUGCCCUUAUCAAGGCAUUCGAAAUCGGUCUUCCAUUUUAAAUUACGAACGCAAGUAGUGCAAAGUGAUGGUUCUGCCUCUAACCCACUUCCCCAACAUUCAAAAUUGUGUGCAAUCUUUGAAAUUAAAUUGUGCAAAGUGAUGGUUCCAACCGAUUUCCCCAACAUUUAAAAUUGUGUGCAAUCUUUGAAAUUGAAUGAGAUUUGCCAUGGAAGAGAAACAAUUUUCACAAAUAUUCUUCAAAAUCCAACAUCACCAACAUCACCCAUUCUUCAGAAAUAGCUUAGCCUAUUUCCAAAGAAUCGUAGAAAGUGAAAAUAUGACCGAACCCUCACCUUGCACUACUAUUAAUCGACAUUAAUUUAAAUAGCAAUUAAUCACUGAAUCUUCUAAACGUAAGGUACAUUCUACAAAUGUCAGUCGAUGUCGCCCGGUUUCUAGGACAGUUAUCAAAUCUAAUUCACCAUUAAAUCUAUAUCUUUAAUGAUCCAUUACAUUUAAUAGGUGUUCUAUAAAUCGGGCCUUAGACGUUUUAUUGGAACUUGAAAUCGAAACUGAAAUAUAUUUAUCAGUGAUUUUCAAUGUUUCCACUCCAUGAUUGAUAAACCUUCAAGCACUAUUUAUUUCGUUCAUCAAUACUUUUCAUAUGUGAGUACAUGGGGAAUUGAAAAAUGAUCCACUAAUCAAUUAAAAACAUCAAAUUUAAGAAGAACUCAUGAUAGUUGAUUAUGUGGAGAGAAAAAAUAACAAUAUUAUCUUUUUCCAACUGAUCUUAAUAUAUUUGUAUUUCUUUUUGUUAUAUAUAUAUUUUUAUUUUUUUCCAACUGAUCUUUAUAUAUUUGUAUUUCUUUAUGUUGUAUAUAUUUGUAUAUUUUUCCCAACUGAUCAUUAUAUAUUUGUAUUUCUUUUUGUUUAUAUAUUCUCAUCUUUUUUCCAACUGAUCUUUAUAUAUUUGUAUUUCUUUAUGUUGUAUAUAUUUGUAUAUUUUUCCCAACUGAUCAUUAUAUAUUUGUAUUUCUUUUUGUUUUAUAUAUUCUCAUCUUUUUUCCAACUGAUCUUCAUAUAUUUGUAUUUCUUUAUGUUAUAUAUAUUUCUAUCUUUAUGUUUUUGUAUUUUAUUAGAAGCUUAUUUUUUAUUGUGAUUUUUUUGUAUUUUGAUUCAUUUUAUGUAUUUUGUGUUGAAUAAAAUUAUUGAUUGAUUGAUUUCAGUUUUUUCCGUUUUUGGGUAUAAAGACUUCAAAUAUUUAUUAGAGACUCAAUAAUUGCAAAGAAAAGCUUUUCCUCAGGUCCAGGAGAAAAUAUAACACUGUCUUGCCUGUUAAGCUUUUCUUUAUCACUAGUUUUCAUUAAAAACUUCUGAUUUAGCCUAUUCAAUAAUUUUCAUAAACAAUGAUGAAUGACCUCAAGUAGUGAGUGAGUUAUCUAUUAAAAAAAAUUAAACCGGUUUAAAGUUUAGACUGUUCUUGUAAGAUGUACUUUACAAUGGUGAUGUGAUUGAAAACAAUGACCUCACGAUUUGUAUUUUGCUUAAAAUGUGAAACAGUCACUCUAGUAUAACCGCUUGUCUUCUAACUUUUGAGAAACAAGCUGAUCCAUCAACAAGGGAAAAUAGUAAUAAUAAUUAUAAUAUUAUACAAUUAAAGAGUUCGAGUAUGAAUUGCAAUAAUUAGGCUUUCGAAGGCACUGCUAAAUCGUUAAGGUAAGUAUUUAAUGAGAUGAUAAGACAAUGUCUGAAAUAACAAUGGUCAAUUGUUGCUAGAAGCAUUCUAAUCAAUGGUUACAUAGGCAAAGAGUAGUGAUUCUAGUUAGAGAUUAAAUUAAUAGUUGUUAGCAAUAGGUCGGAACGAUUGAGUUUCACUAAAAGAUCAUGGAUAUCUAUAUCAAUGAGAAAUUUUCAAUUAAAAUAUAAAAAUCUCUUUAAUAUUUACGUAAGAGUUGAUUGGUGUUUAAUGAUUUAAGAGUACUAUCAAUAAUUAGCUUGUACGUAUGAAAAGGGCUGAAGGAGGAACGGUUAAUAUAUGCAAUAAAAAGUUACUGUAUGAUCAGGAUAGUGAAAAGAAUAAUUAAUAUUUAUAUUUACUGUGAGAUCAAUUGGUAAUCAAAACAAUGAAUAUAGGGCCUAUUUCUAAUGAAUCUACCUGUUUUUAUGUAUAAUAGUGUUGUUAAAUUUGUAAUUGAUUGUAUUCUAAGUAAUAAUACAUUCUGUGGAUCUCAAAUUGCUGCAAUCAGCAAUCUAUAGCCUAUAGAUUUACAAGAAUUUAUUUUUAGGGUAGUAACUUAUCACCAGCAAUACAGUGCUAUAUAAUUAUAAUCACCUAAUUUCAAUUUUAUUCCUACCUAUGCUGACUUGAAUGUCAGUUUUUCUUUUUGUAUUGAUGUGUUAGCGACAGUUCUUUUUCUUACACUUUUUUCAUUCAAUAAAAAGUGUAGUAUUUUUGAUUGAAAUGAUUGUGAUUCAUAAAUAAGUAUUGCAUGUUGCACUUUCAGCUAGAAAAGCUAGACAUUUAGUUAAUUAGCAAAAUCAUUUGAUACUUGGGUUUUUAUCUGGAGCCUUACAUUUACAGAUGUUGCACUUUCAGCUAUAAAAGAUAGAUGUUUAGUUAAUCAGCAAAAUCAUUUGAUACUUGGGUUUUUAUCUGGAGCCUUACAUUUACAGAUGUUGCACUUUCAGCUAUAAAAGAUAGAUGUUUAGUUAAUCAGCAAAAUCAUUUGAUACUUGGGUUUUUAUCUGGAGCCUUACAUUUACAGAUGUUGCACUUUCAGCUAUAAAAGCUAGAUGUUUAGUUAAUCAGCAAAAUCAUUUGAUACUUGGGUUUUUAUCUGGAGCCUUACAUUACAGAUGUUGCACUUUCAGCUAUAAAAGCUAGAUGUUUAGUUAAUCAGCAAAAUCAUUUGAUACUUGGGUUUUUAUCUGGAGCCUUACAUUUACAGAUGUUGCACUUUCAGCUAUAAAAGCUAGAUGUUUAGUUAAUCAGCAAAAUCAUUUGAUACUUGGGUUUUUAUCUGGAGCCUUACAUUUACAGAUGUUGCACUUUCAGCUAUAAAAGCUAGAUGUUUAGUUAAUCAGCAAAAUCAUUUGAUACUUGGGUUUUUAUCUGGAGCCUUACACACAUUUACAGAUAGAUAUAUUUAUAUAAUAUUACGAUGGAAUAUUUAUAUUUUUGAUGAGAUUCCUGAAUUGUGUGGUGUUUUUUAGCCUAUGCAUUUCAGAUUUCCCGACUCAAAGCGUGACAAUAGUAACAAUGCAAUAAACCAUAAUAAUUUUAUUCAUACAUGCUUUAUUUUACAGCUGAAGGUAUUUUGUAUGACUCAAAAUAAUUAUAUAUGUUGAAACCACAGUCAACAAUAUUGGUGAUACAAAUUUACAAACUUAGUAAGGUCAAUAGGAAUAAUUUUAAAAUAUUCAAGUAUUCAAGUUGAUAGAGCUACUAUAUAAUAUUGAAAUAGAUUUAGAAACAGAAAGACGCGUUGGAAGGCAACGUUUUGCGUUAUUGUAGUUUUUAGGUGUUUUCACAUGAACUAUUGUUAUUUAUAUUUUUGUUGAAUGAAAUAAUAUAGCCUAUACGUUCUAGAAACACUAGUUAUAAAUUUUCCGAGAAAUAUCAAGACAAUAAACACUUAUAUACAGUAUUUCAUAUUCUCUAUUCCAGUACAAUUCUGUUGUAGGAGUGAUUCAAUAUUCAAAGCAGUCUAAAACCGAUCACUUUCAAAUGGUUUUCGAACCCCUGUGAUCUGGUUUAUCAAUUUAUUUAAAAUCAUAAACACAUGCAAUAGAAGAAUAAUAUUCAAAUUAGUGCAGUUAUUAAGCUACGGUAAUAGUAACAUUAUUUUUGUGGAGUUUAUGUCUACAGAAGUAAUAAAGGAAUUGUGUAUUUGUAAUAAGAUUGAAUAUUAUGAAUGAAUGUUCACACAUUUAGGUGAAUUAAUAACAUAAUACGGUAAGUUUAGUUGAACACUGCUUGUUCCAAAAGUGGAGAGUGGUUCAAUUUUGUAGAUUGGUAAUUAUUGUUUUGUUUGUGUGUUGUUGUUGGUAUUGUUGUUAACUCUUUGCAUUUAAACAAAGUAUUCGAAGUAUUCGAAAUAUUAUAUAUUCACUCGAAUAUAUAAGUUCUUUUAGCAAGAGUGAAUAAGACUAUAAUAUGUGUGAAUCUCUAUUGUGAUGUCUGUUUAAACCGGUAAUACAUCUACUAGUUGAAUCUGACUAGUUGGUUCAGACUUGAAAAGUAAAUUUGGAUAAGUAAACUAUAAAGUCUUGUAGUUGUUUUCUACUGAUUAACUUUGAGAAAUAAAAGAGAGAAAAAUAAUUUUUCGUAUCGGCCACAUAUUUUUGGAGAAAGCCAGUUACCACUCGUAUAUAUUUAUAUUUAAUUGAUUUUUGAUGACAGUCUCAUGUAGGCUACCUAUAUAUUCAUUUCAUAUCGAAUUAAUUGAUCUUCAAAGACACUUUUAUGUUUUUAUUAUAAUUUCUGUGAAAAAGUAUUCAUGUUGAAAAUUAACUACUGAAGUAAUCAUUUCCUUAUCUAAAGUAAAUAAAUUUGAUUAUCUUGCUUCGGUUCUAGAACCUCUGCAGGCUUGUGCAUUUCAAAACACUUUGAUGAUUUUUAGUUUUAAAUUGGAAAUGUACCAAUUCAAAAUGAAUGCCUUAGGUAAAUAGAACAUUCAUGUGAUAAAUAGGUUGAUGUAUUACCGGACUCUACAAUUCUCUGUUCUGCUAGUCAUGAUAAAUGUUAUAUUUAUUCCAAAAAUAAAUGUUUAUGAAAUGUUAACCAUUAUUCGUUCCAUUCAUGAUAGUUGAAAGUAAUAGCGUCUUCCAUGAUUUGCUUCCAUAGUUAUGUAUAUAAUAACAGAUUACUCUGAUAAUUAUUAUAGAUGUUGAAUAAGAAUAUUAUGUAUAAGGAACAGCAAUUAACUUAUUGAAAGCCUGUCUUCCAAAAUGCCUGUUGAAAUUUACAUGAAUAUUUAUUAAAUGGAAAUUAGAUGAUAGAUUAGAUGCUUAUGAAAUAACCAGAUCUUCUGUAAUUUGUGUAACUUAGAUCUACAGAUUGUGAUUUCGAUGUUAAUUAAUACAAGUCUUCCAUAUUAAAGAACGGAAUAAUAUUUUUCUGUUCUCUUUCAGAUCAAAGUCUUCCAACUUUUGUAUUGAUUUACAGUAGGCCUACUGCGUACAUUACUAUACUGUUCUUAACUGUAAGCUAAUAAGGAAUACUCGAAUAAGCAUAAUUUUAUAACUGUUUACAGGAAAAACUUAAUUACUUUUUGGAGAGAAUUACGAUAAUUUGGUGUUUCAGAUUUGGGCUGGUGCUAUAACCUUGUACAAUAAAUUUGGUGUCAUUUGAAUAAAAUUAUAAAAAGAGUUAAAUAUAUACUAAUUCAAAUUAUUUUUUCUCUAUUCGGUGACCUAAUCUUCAAUAGCCAAUUCAACAACCUGAUUCUGUUUUCAAUACCGUAUUAUUCGCAUUGAAAACAACGGUUUCUUAUACAUUAAAGGUUUAGUAGAAAAUUAUGGAAAUUGUUAACUGACUUGAGACAAUUAUGGACAUUUAUCUCUGAAGCGACUUCACAGUUAAACAUUGACUUAUUCUUGUUUUUUGAUAAUUUUAUUUCAUAUUUACUAUUUUAAAACUAAUUUGUAAUAAUAAUAAAUAGUAAUGAAAAAAAUGACACCGCCAGACAAGUUCAAAUUUGUAAUGUAUGAAUUUUUUGGAAAAUUUUAAUUUCAAAUUCAACAGCGGUACACUUUGCAUCAGUCACAACACACCGUAUUAUUUUGAGUUAAUAUUGUAGGCUACUCUUUAAUAUAAUAUUUGUAUUGAAUUUACUCUCAUAGAAAUUACUAUUUCUAUAGGCAGUAAAAUUACUGUGUGUGUCCAAUGAAAUGUUUAGUAAUGUGUGUCGUAAAACUGUAUAAAUGGUGUAAAAUUCACAUUCAGUUUUAUUUUUAUAUGUUUUCUGAAUGUUUUAUAUAUUCUCUUGCAAUAUCGAUCCAUACUGUAUUCUUGAAUGUCUAAUAGAAACUAUUAAUGACUGGGCUUUCUCAUGAAGAAAUACUAGGUAACAUGUUUAUUCUGAAAAUGGAAACUAUAAUGUAUACUCCUCAGAACAUGGGUUAGCCUUUCUCUGGUGAGUUUGUUUUCUUUGUAUUUUAUCGGUAUGUAUUAAAAUAAUUAAUAUUGUAUAAUAUGUAUUGAAAUAAUUUAUAUUGUAUAAUAUGUAUUGAAAUAAAUAUAUUGAAGUUGGA